This is a messenger RNA of Lecanosticta acicola, 1905 nucleotides long. NCBI's taxonomy places the organism in Eukaryota, Fungi, Ascomycota, Dothideomycetes, Mycosphaerellales, Mycosphaerellaceae. The record is from the annotation of a GenBank genome assembly.
AUGCCCAUCGACAUCACGCUUCCACUGCACAAGUACUCGUACGCUCCGGGAAAACCUGAAGGACCUCUCUCGUGGACACACCUCUAUGACGGCGACCUGUUCCUGCUCCUGAGGGGCGACGGGGAGCGUCCUCAUCGUGGGGCAUUGACCCUUCAGAUAGUCCAUGCAACCAAAGUCAAGGUCGGCGCCUAUCCUAUCGGCGUCCAUCACAUACGCAGUCUCAGCUGAUUUCUGUGUCAGGAGCAAAUCAAUGUCGGGGACCUGGUCGAUCAAGCCUUCGACAUGCGCCGCCGCCAUUAUGAAGCGGGCGGCGGCGACAUUCAGAAUGAUCACCUGCCCAUUUUCGGGAUUACCAAGGACUCCGCAUUGGCCAUCCGAUGGAAACGUAUGGGACUUGUAAGUAUAAUCGUCCACGAGAAAAGCUGUGCUUGAGACUAAUGAAUUCUCUAGUCCGACAGAAUCCAGCUACGCCUGAGCAGUCCCGCGCAAUGUCAAGAGGUCAAAGGCGUUCUCUCGCGUCGCGGCAUGGAAUUCGAAGAGCGAUCAUCACGGCCCGUCCAUCCCGAUCUAGCUUCAGACCGCCCAAGCUCAGCAUUGCUAGACAAUCAGUCGGCGAACAAGCAACAGAGCUCGCCGUUCUUCCCAUCCGAACAAACCACGAACAGUAGAAGUCCGUUUCGUCUACAGGAUGUGGAAGCCGGAAGUCUGUCACACCCUUACACCUCGCGUCACGACGACGGCAGACCACCAAGUUCCGCCCAUGGUAGUCGUGCGCGGCCGCAACCUCCAACUCCGCCACGUUUCAACACCGAAAUGGAAGCUAGAACGACCACAGCCACUUUUAGUGGGCACUCUGGCAACGCUCAGAUGCCGAGAUCAUAUACCACGCCGUCACAGCCAGUGGCAACUGCGACUUCGGAUAUUCGAGGGGCCCCGGCUGAAAGUGGUGCUGAGCGGCCAUCCUCGAGCUCUCAGACUGUGACCGUAGACCUGAUCCGUCAGGCAGUCGAGGCGGACGAGUCAUCAGGCACGUGUUCUCCAAGCCGACCAGUCUGGUCCUCUACGGCAGAACACGACCGCUUAUCAGGACCUUUCGGACCCUCCUCUAAUUCAGGUGAACCUCGCCCAGGGACUGCCGCAUCUGCAGCUUCAGCGACCGGCUCACAGAUGCCACCGUUUGAAUACCAGCGCGAUGACAGCCAACGCAGCAGUGGCGGUAACUCAUCGCGACCCAGCAGCUCAGCGCUAGCACUUCCAGACCUUGUGAGACCCAGAGCUGUGGAAAACCGACCUUCAUCUUCAGCGAGGGCGGAGUCGUCCAAUGUCGCAACUGCCUCUCACAAUUCUCGGCCCGGGAGUGCCAUGCCGCAGCCUCGGUCUCCUGCUGUCAUGGAGAUUGUCGGUAAGGAAACACAGAACCAAAGCCAUCAUCGUACGCAGCCAGAUCUUCGGCCAUCGCUAAAUGCCACUGCAGCUGCAAUUCGAGACCAAGGCAGACCGCUAGAACAGACAAUCCCUAUGGAUGAGCUGAUCUAUGGUAACGGCAGUAUCCUCGCACAAAGGUCAAACAAGUUCCGUAUUCAGCGCAAGCCAAGCUCAAUCGAUGCACCGCAUGAAUUCGAGUCUCCACCGCCGACAGCAAGGCCAUCAGAAUCGGAGAACAUGGUCUUGCGAAGCAAUUACUCGUCAGAGGAUGUCAAUACUUAUCGCGCGUAUACUGCCUCUAGCUCGCCUGACCGCGGCAAGGGUAAUGAGGCGCUUCUCGAGAAAUGGCAUUCACAGCCUCAACAUGAAAGACAAGCUGCGCUGGAGCAAUUCAUGGUGGACAACCUGGAGAACCCGCUUUUCACUACGCUCUGCGAAGAGAUCGAGGGAUGUUGGUCCAGGCUCUCCAAGGGCCUUUGA